Molecule: messenger RNA, 960 nt
Organism: Camelus dromedarius (Arabian camel)
Lineage: Eukaryota; Metazoa; Chordata; Mammalia; Artiodactyla; Camelidae
Product: olfactory receptor 5J3
Exons: 1
Coding region: 22-960 (312 amino acids)
Biological process (GO): G protein-coupled receptor signaling pathway; sensory perception of smell
Cellular component (GO): membrane
Molecular function (GO): G protein-coupled receptor activity; odorant binding; olfactory receptor activity
Source: RefSeq, a predicted model, not a curated record
GGUCCCAAGAAAAGUAAGCACAUGGCUAAUGUUAAUUUCACACUGGUGACUGAACUUAUCCUUUUGGGGCUGACAGAUCGUGCUGAUAUGAAAAUGGUCCUCUUCCUGUUGUUCCUGCUCACCUACACCAUCUCCUUGGUGGGGAACCUAGGCAUGCUCUUUCUCAUCCAGAUAAUUCCCAAACUCCAGACACCCAUGUAUCAUUUCCUUAGUUGCCUAUCAUUUGUUGAUGCCUGCUAUUCAUCAGUCUUUGCACCCAAAAUGUUACUGAACUUCUUCGUUGAACGGGAGACGAUUUCAUUCUCUGCAUGCAUUGUGCAAUAUUUUCUAUUCGUGUCACUCCUGACCACGGAGGGCUUCCUGCUGGCAGCAAUGGCUUAUGACCGCUACAUGGCCAUCGUGAACCCUUUACUUUAUACGGUGGCUAUGACAAAAAUGGUCUGUGUCACUCUAGUCAUUGGAUCGUGUGUAGGAGGUUUAAUCAACUCUUUGACACACACGCUUGGUUUGCUGAAGCUGUCUUUCUGUGGGCCCAAUGUCAUCAGGCACUACUUCUGUGACCUUCCCCCACUGUUGAAGCUGUCAUGUUCUGACACAUCCAUGAAUGAGCUGUUGCUUUUAAUCUUCUCUGGAGUUAUUGCCAUGAUCACUUUCCUGACUGUGAUGAUCUCCUACGUCUUCAUCGUCGCUGCCAUCCUGAGGAUCCGCUCAGCAGCAGGAAGAUGCAAAGCCUUCUCCACGUGUGCUUCGCAUCUUACGGCUGUGACCUUGUUCUAUGGCUCUAUAAGUUUCAGUUACAUUCAACCAAGCUCCCAAUACUCCUUAGAACAAGAAAAGGUGGUGUCUGUGUUUUAUACUCUGGUGAUUCCUAUGUUAAACCCACUGAUUUAUAGCCUGAGAAACAAGGAAGUGAAGGAUGCUGUGAAAAGAGUUAAAGAAAUGAAAUAUAUCCCUUGUUAA